Diaporthe batatas is the source of this 870-nucleotide messenger RNA. RefSeq lists its product as uncharacterized. Gene Ontology annotation, molecular function: pyrroline-5-carboxylate reductase activity. The record is from RefSeq and is a predicted model, not a curated record. Gene Ontology annotation, biological process: L-proline biosynthetic process. The transcript is spliced from 3 exons. The coding region runs from base 1 to 870 and encodes 289 amino acids. Lineage: Eukaryota; Fungi; Ascomycota; Sordariomycetes; Diaporthales; Diaporthaceae.
AUGGCGCCUGACCUGUCCAGCAAGAACAUCUCCUUCAUUGGAGGCGGCAACAUGGCCGCGGCCAUCAUCUCCGGCCUGGUCAGCAAGGGCUUCGACAAGCAGAGGAUCCACGUCUCGGAGCCCUGGGACGUCAACCGGCAGAAGAUGGCCGACCUGGGCGUCAAGACCACCACGUCCAACCUCGAGGCCGCCGCCGGCGCCGACGUCCUCAUCGUCGCCGUCAAGCCCCAGGUCGCCAAGACGGUGUGCCAGGAGCUGGCCGGGGCCGACGCCUGGUCCGCACCCGGCGCAGAGCUGCCGCUGCUCGUCUCCAUCGCCGCGGGCAUCACAAGCGACAGCCUGCGCAAGUGGAGCACAACCCCCUCCGGCGCCGCCCCGCCUGUCGUGAGGGUCAUGCCCAACACCCCUGCGCUUGUGGGCGAGGGCGCAAGCGGUCUCUACGCCGCCGGGGGUGGCGUCUCGGCCGAGCAGAAGGAGCUCGUCACCGCGCUCAUGAGCAGUGUCAGCAAGGCCACCGAGUGGGUCGACAAGGAGGAGCUGCUGGAUGUUGUCACCGGCCUGUCUGGUUCCGGCCCGGCAUACUUCUUCGCCAUCGUGGAGCACCUGGUGGCGAGCGCCACGCGCCUCGGCCUCUCGGAGGAGCAGGCAACGCGCCUGGCCAAGCAGACGUGCUUUGGAGCCGGCAAGACCAUGCUCGAGUCGGCCGAGACCCCGGCGCAGCUGCGCAGGAACGUGACCAGCCCCAACGGCACCACACAGGCCGCCCUCGAGAGCUUCGAGGCGUCCGGCCUGGCGGGCAUCGUCGACAAGGCGGUCGAGGCAGCAACCAGGAGGGGCGAGGAGCUCGGGAGGACCCUUGCGGAGCAAUAG